Molecule: messenger RNA, 1052 nt
Organism: Jaculus jaculus (lesser Egyptian jerboa)
Lineage: Eukaryota; Metazoa; Chordata; Mammalia; Rodentia; Dipodidae
Product: leukocyte immunoglobulin-like receptor subfamily A member 5
Exons: 4
Coding region: 10-987 (325 amino acids)
Biological process (GO): cytokine-mediated signaling pathway
Molecular function (GO): inhibitory MHC class I receptor activity
Source: RefSeq, a predicted model, not a curated record
CAAAACACAAUGAUCUCUACCCUCAUGCUCCUGCUCAGCCUCAGUGAGAUGCAAAGAUUGGAAGGAGAUACUCGAGUCUGGGGCAGAUCCCACACCAGAGCCAGGCACUGGCCCACGAGGAGACGCCAGGGCUUCCGGAGGUGGUGGGGAGAGAGGACCUACUUGGGCUUCAGGGACAAAUCUUUCACAGGGACCUCUCUUCCAGGGCUGAGUCUGGGCUCCAGGAACACAGAGAAAGCAGAGAUCUCCCCACCUACCAUUUGGGCUGAGCCAGGUUUUGUUGUCACCUGGGGGACACCUGUGACCAUCUGGUGUCAGGGGACCUUUGGAGCUCUGGAGUACCGUCUGGAUAAAGAAGGAAGACCACCAAACUGGGACAGACAGACCCCCCUGGAACCUGGGAACAAGGCCAACUUCUCAAUUCUGUCUAUGAGAGAACACCAUGCAGGGAAAUAUUGCUGUUACUAUCACAGUCCUGCUGGGUGGUCAGGGCGCAGUGACCCCCUGGAGCUGGUGGUGACAGGAGUCUACAGGAAGCCCACCCUCUCAGUCUUGCCCAGCUCUGUGGUGGCCUCAGGCGGGAACGUGACCAUUCAGUGUGGCUCCCAGCUGGCAUUUAGCAAGUUCAUUCUGAUGGAAGGAGAACACCUGCAGUCCAGGACCCUGAACGCACAGCUUGUGCGCAGUGGGCAGAUGCAGGCACUGUUCCUUGUGAGCGCCCUGAACUCUACCCAGAGGUGGACAUUCAGAUGCUAUGGCAGUUACCAGAACAAGUCCCAUGUCUGGUCAGAAUCCAGUGACCCCCUGAAGCUCUUGGCGUCAGAAUCACAGCCCCAGGACCACACAGUGGAGAAUCUCAUCCGGAUGUCUGUGGCUGGCUUAGUCCUCAUGAUUCUUGGGAUUCUGCUGUUUGAGGCUUGGCACAGCAAGAGAAGGUCCCAGCAUGAAGCCAAGAAAUCACAUAGGAGGACUGGAGGGAUGGCUUAGCGAUUACGUGCAAAGCCAAAGGACCCGGGUUCCAUUCCCCAGGAGCCACGUUAGCCAGAUGCACA